AUGGACGAAACAACGUUUAGUUCAAGCAGUAUGUACUCCAGCGGGGAGGAAGAAAUUUUGGCCAGCGAAGGAUUACGGCUGAGUCGCUCCACUCGGUGGCGGGAACGGAGCCGGCACGUGAGCUACGAACCGGCAGUGUUGUUGUUUUGUUUUGCGUUGAGCUUAUCGGAAAUUGAGUUGACACAUCAAAUCAUCUACCAGACCUGCCAGGUGCAGGGAUUUGAACUGCACGACUGUCUGUUGGUUGGAACCGGUGCCAGUACGCCUGGCGUCGCGGAAAUCGAGGCUCAGGUGAAACCAGCGGCCGCCAGCGUUACAACAACGAUAGUGGUUAUCAAAGCGGUGAUACCCGCCUUCGGCGCGAUAGUGUUUGGCGCGUGGUCCGAUCGUUACGGGAGAAAGCCGGUCGUAGUGAUAGCGUCCUUCGGUUUGCUUCUGUCGUACUUCGGACUUACCGGGUUGAAUUAUUUGUCCUCGUUCAUGCAGCUCAAUCCCUGGUACUAUGUGGCGGCCUAUAUUCCUUUUUCUAUAACAGGAGGAAUGGCGGCCUUGGGGGCCGCGCUGUUUGCGUUUAUAGCUGACGUGACAAACGACCACACGCGCACCAUCAGAAUGGGUUUGCUGAAUGCCUCCAUGUUGGUUGGAUUACUCGCUGGGUCCUACUGUAGUAAAUAUGUUUUGGAAUGGACAAGUGCAACAACUCUUUUUGUUAUUGCAACGAUUUGCGUACUGCUGGGACUACUCUACACCGCUUUGCUGGUCGAGGAUAGUAUCAUACCCAGUUCGGACAGCGAACUUGGACCCAGUCUUGGGGAAUUUUUCUCUGUCAGUCUGAUAAGAGAUAUUGCGCAAGCUGCAUUUCGUAAGAGAACGCGCUUUGUUUGGUGGAUUUUAUGGCUGGUGAUUGCUUGCAAUGCAUUGAUUGAACUUGCCGCCGGCGGGAGUCUGGUAGAAUAUGCUUAUACUCACCAUAGGUUCGACUGGAGUUUGAUGCAGUACGGCCAUUUUGCGCUGACUGAAAAAGGACUUGCGGUGAUGGCGAAUGUUGUAGGAAUAUUGCUGGCGAAAAAGCUUUUCGGAUGGACCGACACCGUGGUAGCGCUGGUAUCCAUCAUCAGCUACAUCGUAUGCUCCACCACGGAAGCGCUGGCCACCGAAGGAUGGCAAUUCUAUCUCGCCAGCGGCUUGUCGACGUUCAAAGGAAUGGAACGUGUUGCUCUGCUGUCUCUGUGCACUUACUUUCUCCCGUCGAAUGAAAUUGCAAAAUUCUACGCGCUGGCAUUUUCGCUGAUUGGAUUAAUUCCACUGGUGUCGGGGUACAUGUUUGGGUACGUUUACGAAGCGGCCGAAAGCAGCUGUCCCGAGAUGUACAUUUUCGCCGCAGCUGGAAUCUAUGGUUUGAGUUUUUUGGUUUUGGGAUUGAUACAAUGGCUUGUUAACAGACGCAACCAACCGGAGCUGUUGCUGUAGAAAAUCGCUUG
Messenger RNA from Sabethes cyaneus, 1481 nucleotides. Its product is annotated as proton-coupled folate transporter-like. The record is from RefSeq and is a predicted model, not a curated record. Gene Ontology annotation, cellular component: membrane. Gene Ontology annotation, biological process: transmembrane transport. Lineage: Eukaryota; Metazoa; Arthropoda; Insecta; Diptera; Culicidae. The coding region runs from base 1 to 1470 and encodes 489 amino acids. Gene Ontology annotation, molecular function: transmembrane transporter activity. The transcript is spliced from 5 exons.